This is a messenger RNA of Acinonyx jubatus (cheetah), 1128 nucleotides long. Its product is annotated as cathepsin G. The record is from RefSeq and is a predicted model, not a curated record. The transcript has 5 exons. Gene Ontology annotation, biological process: proteolysis. Gene Ontology annotation, cellular component: cytoplasm; intracellular membrane-bounded organelle. The coding region runs from base 274 to 1041 and encodes 255 amino acids. Lineage: Eukaryota; Metazoa; Chordata; Mammalia; Carnivora; Felidae. Gene Ontology annotation, molecular function: serine-type endopeptidase activity.
UCCCUGUCACCCCAGGUGCCCAUUUCUGCUGCCAGCACUGACUCAGCAGCUGUGCAGGACAGCGUUGGCUUGGACUAUUCUCUUCCCCCCACAUCACCGGCAGUUGGUGGGCAAGCUUCCUGGGCAGCCACAGGUGACGAAACCUGUCACACCAGCAGGAGUACGGGACUGUUCUUGAGCCCCCACCCCCAGACUUCCUUCCUCUCUUGGGGGGUACAAGUCUGGCAAGUGAGAGCGGCAGCGGCAUCUGACUGGGGCAGUCUUCCCAAGAAGAUGCAGCUGCUCCUGUUCCUGAUGGCCUUUCUCCUACCCCCCGGGGCUGGGGCAGGGGAGAUCAUCGGAGGCCAAGAGGCCAGGCCUCAUUCCCGCCCCUACAUGGCUUUUCUUAUAAUCCAGACUCCAGUGGGGUACAGCACCUGCGGGGGUUUCCUGGUGAGAGAAGACUUUGUGCUGACAGCAGCUCACUGCUGGGGAAGUCCUAUCACCGUCAUCCUGGGGGCCCACAACAUCAGGAGGGAGGAAAGAACCCAGCAGCACAGGUCUGUGCUCAGAGCCAUCCGCCACCCUGAAUACAAUCAACAGAGCAACGUGAAUGACAUCAUGUUACUGCAGCUGGAAAACAGAAUCCAACAGAGUGAAGCUGUGAGGACAGUGUCUCUGCCUCAGGCACAGGCCAGACUGAGACCUGGGGCCGUGUGCACCGUGGCAGGCUGGGGCCUGGUGAGCCUGAGCAGGAGUACAGACAGACUCCAUGAGGUGCAGCUAACCGUGCAGAGGGAUAGCAGGUGCCGCGAUCGCUUCAGUUUCUACACCGGCCAAACACAAAUUUGUGUGGGAAACCCAAGUUCGAGGAAGUCCGCCUUCCUGGGGGACUCCGGAGGCCCCCUGAUAUGUAACAAUGUGGCCGAGGGGAUUGUCUCCUAUGGAGACAGGAGGGGGAUUCCUCCCGCAGUCUUCACCAGGGUGUCCAGCUUCGUGAACUGGAUAACCAGAACAAUGGAACGCUUCAAGCAGCAGAACCAGACCUGGACGCCUCUGUGACUGAUUCUGCUCUGGGGCGGCUCCAGAGGGGGUGGCCAGAACCUUAAUAAAUGUCCAUGUCUAGAGUGGAAUUAACUGACUUUUCAU